Messenger RNA from Haemonchus placei, 423 nucleotides. The record is from the annotation of a GenBank genome assembly. NCBI's taxonomy places the organism in Eukaryota, Metazoa, Nematoda, Chromadorea, Rhabditida, Trichostrongylidae.
CCUUGGCCUAUUUUUUGCCUGAGUAUUCUGACCCGUCGUCUGAUCAUCCUUGUUACUCGAAGAAGAUUUCGCACUCUGUCGCGUAUUUCGUGGGUGCUUGGGAGUAUUGGAGUUUUCAUCUCCUACUUUGACGCUUAUCUUGAGCUCCCCAUCAGUUUUAGUGACAUGGCGCGCUUGAUUGCGAGCACCGCCUCGUCCUCGACCUCGUCGAUUACCGGCGUUCUGUUCCGGAUGCACUGUGACUCUUCCUUCCAGACGACUGCCCUUGUUCGCCUGGUUCGCCGGUUCUUCAGACCGACCACGCGUCUUGUUGCCACCUCGAUGGCCACGCUGAUUCGGCCCCCAUUGAUGACCUCCACGACCGGACGGUUUUUUACGAGUUUCUAUGGACGGCACAUUUUCACGCCAUGUAUCCGCUCUUAG